Molecule: messenger RNA, 2184 nt
Organism: Spodoptera frugiperda (fall armyworm)
Lineage: Eukaryota; Metazoa; Arthropoda; Insecta; Lepidoptera; Noctuidae
Exons: 2
Coding region: 1-2184 (727 amino acids)
Source: RefSeq, a predicted model, not a curated record
AUGGAAGCGUUGAGUAAUUUACAAUUUAAUCUAGAGUCUACUAUCAGUAAAGCAAGGUCUAAUUUUAAGAAAUCACCUAAGGAGCGACUAACCAGUUCUUAUAUAGAAACUAGACUAGAAAAUUUAGAAGCUAACUGGUCAGCCUUUUUUGAAACUCAUAUGAAAAUUGUGUCAUCUGUUAAGUCUAUUGAUUAUGAAAAAUCUCAAUAUAACAUAAAAAACACUUAUGAGACUACGGAAGAAUUAUUUACUGAGUAUAAAACAGAGUUGAAGGAAGCAUUGAAAAAAAUUGUUCGUUCAGAUAGUUCAGCUAAAGUGCUUGAAUCUUCUGCGAAAGGUUCUAAAGAGAUAUGUUCUGUGAAAUUGCCUAAGAUUGAAUUGCCUAUGUUUACUGGAAGUGGUGAUAGUAACAAACCUGAUCAAGUUGCAGAAAGCAGUGUGUCUGCUGUUGCCACUUCAAACCAGAGUAAUUCCACUAAUAUUGUAAGUUGUUUUGCUAAUAGUCAUAGCCAAAUAUUAUUGGCUACUGCGCUGAUUGCAGUGGAAUCAAAGAGCGGUACUGCUAUAGUAUUAAGAUCUCUGUUAGACCAGGGAUCUCAGGCUUCCUUUGUGACGGAGUCCGCAGUCCAGCUCUUAGGUCUCAAAAGAAUACCAACUAAAGGUUCAAUUUCAGGUAUAGGUUGUGAUCAAGACCAAUCAACAAUUUCAUUAAAUUCGAUGGUUCUCAUUAAGGUAAAAUCACGCGUUGACCCUAGUUUUAUUAUCACGGUUAAGGCUUAUGUUUUAAAGAAAUUGACGACUAUUUUACCGGAAAGGAAAGUUAUGGCAAACGUUUUGACUACAAUCUCGUCUUUGACUUUAGCAGAUCCUUCGUUCGAUACUCCGAACAAGAUUGAUUUGCUUUUAGGUGCUGAAGUUUAUGGCCAGAUUUUGUUAGAAAGUUUAAUCAGAGGUUCACUUGGUCAACUCAUCGCACAAAAUACAAGACUAGGAUGGAUCUUGUCUGGUCAAGUAGGUGAAAUCAAUCAAAGCGAGACAUGCCACAAUACAGUCGUCACAUUGCAUUCUACUCUCACAGAUGAGAAUACACUCCUCAAACAAUUCUGGGAACUAGAAGCUGAACCCAAAGGCGUUAGCGACAAGGUCUACUUGACCCCAGAAGAACAAAGGUGUGAAGAAAUAUUUAAGAGCACGACCAAACGAGAUGAAUCUGGUCGCUAUAUUGUGCACAUGCCCUUCAGGUCAAGCGAUCCUGCUUGUAAAUAUGGUGGAUCAAAAGACAUUGCUCUUAAACGCUUUUUAACCUUAGAAAAGCGAUUUCUAAGGAAUCCAGAGUUCAAGGCUCAGUAUUCAGCUGUUAUCAAUGAAUAUAUAGCUCUUAAUCAUAUGGAUAUAGUACAAGAUAAGGAUAAAGAAGGUUGUGUGUACCUACCUCAUCAUGCCGUCAUCCGUAAUGAAAAAAGUACAACAAAGGUGCGCAUCGUGUUUGAUGCAUCAUGUGUAGGUAGCAACGGGGUAUCUCUUAAUCACGAUUUAAUGGUGGGUCCUCCUCUACAACCUGAACUUCGUCAUAUUAUCAUGCGGUGGCGUUGUGAACCUAUCUGUCUGGUCGCGGACAUCGUCAAGAUGUAUCGACAGAUUAGGGUGUGCAAUGAUCACACAGAUUUUCAGCGCAUAUUGUGGCGUGAGAAUCCAGAUGACGAAAUUCAGGUAUUACGUCAUUUGCGAGUAACGUUCGGAACAUCAUCGGCGCCUUACCUGGCGGUAAGAUCAUUGCAGCAGUUAGCUCAGGACGAAGGCGCUGAAUUUCCUUUAGCAAAGAACCGCGUUCUUUCAGACUUCUACAUGGAUGACCUUAUGACGGGCUGUCAAACCAUAGAGGAAGGUGUAGAGAUAUACAAGCAGAUAUCGGAGCUACUUAAACGUGGAGGGUUUCAGCUCCAAAAGUGGGCUAGUAAUAACAGGGAAUUAUAUAGAUUAAUUGAAGACGGUCAACAAAUACCACAAACACAAGGGAACAUGGAACUAAAAACGGAUGCAAUUUCAAAGAUAUUAGGUUUAACGUGGGACAAAGACAAUGAUGAGUUCGUUUAUACUAUUCAGCUUAAUGAGCUAGAUUUGCCAGUUACGAAGCGUAAGGUUAUUUCGGACAUAGCGCGACUAUUCGAUCCCUCGGAUGGUUAG